Molecule: messenger RNA, 11971 nt
Organism: Taeniopygia guttata (zebra finch)
Lineage: Eukaryota; Metazoa; Chordata; Aves; Passeriformes; Estrildidae
Gene: ZNF236
Product: zinc finger protein 236
Biological process (GO): regulation of transcription by RNA polymerase II
Cellular component (GO): nucleus
Molecular function (GO): RNA polymerase II cis-regulatory region sequence-specific DNA binding; DNA-binding transcription factor activity, RNA polymerase II-specific
Source: RefSeq, a predicted model, not a curated record
CUUGAAUGGCAUUUUGAAUUGCAUUAAUUAAUUUAAAAAGCAGACUUGUGUUUUCAUCCGCCAGAGUAUACCUGACAAUAAAUAGAUUGCUUAAUUUGUGUUUCUAGUACUUAUAUUUUUCUGAGACCGUAAGUAUCAUAUUGGCUAAUAAUGAGAUUCUUGCUAAUAUGAUAAGUGAUGAAUGUGUCCAUCAAAUGUUGUGUCAUUAUGUUGGUUUUUUGAUUUUUUUUUUCACUUGGGUACCCAGGGAAUGUUUAGAAUUUUUGCAAUUUUUUUUUAAGUGAUAAAUUUCUCAGUGCAUUUAAAAAUACAGGUUCAUGCCCCGCUGCCAGCUUCUUGAACUUGCUUUUGUCUGCGUGUUUUUUUGGCAUUCAAAAGUAUUGGUCUUUAAGAUAGGUUCAGUAUUUUGCAGCAUUUGGGCUUGUUUGAUGAUCCAAGCUGAUGCACCAAAAGCAUUUUCUCCCUCUGAUAUAGGAAAGAUUAUUUUAUUGUUGAUUUAUCUGAAAUGCAGUAGUAUAGGUUAUUACUUUGACUUGUUAUGAUAGAGGUAUCAGUGUAAAUAAAGUUUUCAUUGUGAUACUGAUUCUUCUAGCAAACAGAUUGUGUUGAAUGGUUAUAUCAUUUUUGAAACUGUUUUUUUUUAUAACAUUGAAAUGAAAACUGACAUGAGUUGUACUCCAUGAGACUGUGACACCUGCCCAAAAAGUCAAAAUAUGGCUCACUCUCUUGUUAUUUCUUUAAUUGACAGUGUCUUUCCUUUUUUUACUGUCCUCCUAAUUCUAAACACAGUGUAACAAUUUAGGCCUUUCUGUUACCCAGUUGUUUGAUUUCAGGAGGGAUAUUUUUCUUAAUGCUCUCCUUGUUAAUAGAAGAGUAAGCUAUAAAGUCACUUCCUACUUCUUUAAUAAAAAGGAGUUGUACAACUCUCUGAAAUAUCCAGUAUUUAGUAGGUGAUAGAGGACCAGACUGUUUCAGUGACAAUACAAAGGAAAAAAGACGUUAUAGUCUCAUCUCUCUCAUAGGCUACUUCAGACAUAGUGUUAAUGAAUAAAUGAGUUUGUGUUUUAAUUUAAACCUGUAUUAGAUAGCAGUCCUGCCCUUUGAGUAAAAGUGAAGCAAUUGAACUUUCAGAAUUGCCGUGCCUUGUCCUUAAGGAUUUCUGCACUAAGAGUCUUCUGCCAAGAGAAGUUGGACUUUGCAGUCCAGUUGGUGAUUCUAGAGUCCAGUCCUGAUUCCCCAAUGUCUUUCCUUUGCAUUUUAGCAAUAUGAAAGACAAAAAAAAAAGAAGUACCAAAAAAGCCAUGUAAGAUUUGGCUUUGGAAAGAGUUACAAAAAUUUUCUUUGAAAGAUUCAUGCUUAAAAUGUUACAAAUGUAAGCAGUCCAUUUUCUAUAUGGGUGCCUUCUAUUUCUUCUUCCAUGGGAUCUGAAUGCCUUUGGGAAAGUGAAACAGCUUGGAGGGAGCUCAGGGUUUAUGAUCAUCCAUGAACUGAUCUUGAAAACUUCGUGAUACUUCGACAUGGGAUGUGAUUUAUUCAACUCCUCAUUUUUUGAAGUUCUGGCUGUUUUUCUGUUCUUUUCCAUGAAAUAUUUUAAGAUUAUGCAUUUGUUGACUCUGUUUAUUUUAGCAGUGGUCAUUCCUGCCUUUUUACAGAAAAGCUGAAGUACUUUGAGGUACUGCAUCAGGUAGUUUGAUUUCAUAGAAUGAUAGUGAUCAAAUUCUGCUGAAAUAUUACAAGAUGGUGUUCUGACACCGAAUACAGAGAACGGUAAUUUUCCCUACCAAGUACCCAACUUCCAUAAGUGCGAGAUUUGUUUGCUGUCUUUUCCAAGAGAGACCCAGUUCCAGCGCCAUAUGAGGGAUCAUGAGCAAAAUGACAAGCCUCACCGGUGUGACCAGUGUCCGAUGUCAUUUAAUGUUGAAUUCAACUUGACACUUCACAAAUGUACUCACAAUGGCGAAGAUCCUACGUGUCCUGUGUGCAACAAGAAGUUCUCCAGAGUAGCCAGUCUGAAAGCACAUAUAAUGCUACAUGAGAAAGAGGAGAAUCUUAUCUGUUCGGAGUGUGGAGAUGAAUUCACUUUACAGAGUCAGCUGUCCAUACACAUGGAAGAACAUCGUCAAGAACUGGCAGGCAGUAGGACUCACAGCUGCAAUUCUUGCAAAAAAGAAUUUGAAACUUCCUCACAGCUAAAGGAGCAUAUGAAAACUCACUAUAAAAUAAGGGUGUCAAAUACCAGAUCUUACAACAGAAACAUUGAUAGAAGUGGGUUUACCUAUUCCUGUCCUCACUGUGGGAAGACGUUCCAGAAACCGAGUCAGUUAACACGACAUGUUAGAAUACACACAGGUGAAAGACCUUUCAAGUGCAGCGAGUGUGGGAAGGCCUUUAACCAGAAGGGGGCUCUGCAGACCCACAUGAUCAAGCACACGGGGGAGAAGCCCCACGCCUGUGCCUUUUGUCCCGCCGCCUUCUCCCAGAAAGGCAACCUGCAGUCACACAUACAGCGAGUUCACUCUGAGGUGAAGAAUGGCCCUACAUACAACUGUACAGAAUGUAGCUGUGUCUUCAAAAGCUUGGGUAGCUUAAAUACGCAUAUCAGCAAGAUGCACAUGGGUGGUCCACAGAAUUCUGCCAGUGCUUCAACAGAUGUAUCUCAUGUUACAGUGGACUCUGUCACCCAGCCUUUAACGACAUCCCCUACUAAUCUUUUGCAACCUGUUGAUAACAAAUGGAAGAAUGCCACACAUUUUCGGUCUCCACUUCUUCAACAGUCAGAAAACCAGGUGUCUCCAGCUGCGGCUCAUCAGGGUCAACAGACUGUAACUGAUGUCAUUCAGCAGCUCCUUGAGUUAUCAGAACCAGGUCCUGUAGAAAAUAACCAGCCUCAACAACCUGGUCAACAGCUCAGCAUUGCAGUGGGGAUCAGUAGAGAUAUUUUGCAGCAAGCGUUAGAGAACAGCGGGUUGUCAUCAAUUCCUGUCUCUGCACAUUCUACUGACUGCAGCCAGGCUAAGGCUGCUGGGGCCCAGGAUCAGAACCCAGAUGUCCCGAGCCUCUCAAAUCAUCAGGCUGAUUCUAAUAGUGCAGAACAAGACAAGGAGCGAGACAGUAUGGACAAACUAGAUAAAAAAGAAAAAAAGUUAAUUAAGAAAAAAUCACCAUUUUUGCCUGGUUCUAUACGUGAAGAAAAUGGAAUCAGGUGGCAUGUUUGUCCAUAUUGCUCUAAAGAAUUUAAAAAACCAAGCGACUUAGUGCGCCACAUUCGCAUUCACACCCACGAGAAGCCAUACAAGUGUCCCCAGUGCUUCCGUGCCUUUGCCGUGAAGAGCACUCUAACAGCACAUAUAAAAACACACACUGGCAUUAAAGCUUUCAAGUGCCAAUUUUGUAUGAAAAGCUUUUCCACCUCAGGGAGUUUAAAAGUUCACAUUCGCCUGCAUACAGGUGUUAGGCCUUUUGCUUGUCCUCACUGUGACAAGAAGUUUAGAACAUCGGGCCAUCGGAAAACUCAUAUCACUUCACAUUUUAAACAUACGGAGCUAAGAAAGCUGCGACACCAACGUAAACCCACAAAAGUUCGAGUAGGAAAGUCAAGUGGUCCAGUACCAGACAUCCCUUUGCAAGAGCCCAUACUCAUAACUGAUUUAGGUCUUAUCCAGCCAAUCCCAAGGAAUAGCCAGGUCUUCCAAAACUAUUUUAACAGUAAUUUUGUGAAUAAUGCAGAGAGACCAUACAAAUGCUACUAUUGCCAUCGAGCAUAUAAAAAAUCCUGUCAUCUUAAACAACAUAUCAGGUCUCAUACAGGUGAAAAGCCAUUUAAGUGCUCUCAGUGUGGACGAGGUUUUGUGUCAGCUGGAGUUCUGAAAGCACAUAUUAGAACACACACUGGAUUGAAAGCUUUCAAGUGCGUUGUGUGCAACGGGGCCUUCACUACUGGUGGUAGCCUCAGGCGACACAUGGGGAUCCAUAAUGACCUUCGACCAUAUAUGUGUCCCUACUGUCAAAAAACAUUCAAAACAUCACUCAACUGUAAAAAGCACAUGAAGACUCAUAGGUAUGAACUUGCACAGCAACUUCAGCAGAAUCAGCAGUCUUCUUCAAUAGAUGAUUCUACAGUACAUCAGCAGAGUAUUCAUGUUUCUACACAAAUGCAGGUGGAGAUUCAAAGUGAUGAGCUACAGCAGUCAGAAUCUGUUGCAACAGAUCAGCAGGCUAUUUUAGAGUUAGAUCAGCAGCCAGUAGUAGGCACAGAAGAAACAGCACUAGAACAAGAAUUGUCUGAUCAACCUUUAGAGCAAGAUGAGGAUAGAUUUGUGACAUCCCAGCAUGCUUUACAGGAAAACAUCACUCAGUUUGAGCAACAGACUAUAACACAGCAGCCCUUUGAUCAACAGAGCUUAUCACAAGGUUUUACUGUGAAUGACAGCUACAAUCAACAGACUCAGUUUCCAGCUGUACAACAGCUGCAGGAUUCAAGCACACUUGAAUCUCAGGCUCUUUCAACGAGUUAUCCUCCACCAGCCCUUCUUCAGGUUCCAAAUACAGACACUAUUAACGUAACCACACGCUUGAUGCAAGACCAGUCACCACAGGAAGAACUUGAAUUGCACUCCCAAAGGCCUCAUUUUCUUGAGGAUAAUGAAGAUCAAAGUAGGCGUUCAUAUAGAUGUGAAUAUUGCAACAAGGGUUUUAAGAAAUCCAGCCAUUUGAAACAACAUGUACGAUCACAUACUGGUGAGAAACCUUAUAAAUGCCAGCUCUGUGGCCGUGGUUUUGUUUCCUCAGGAGUUCUUAAGUCGCAUGAGAAGACUCAUACAGGAGUUAAAGCAUUCAGCUGUAGCAUUUGCAAUACCUCCUUCACAACUAAUGGCAGCCUUACCAGGCACAUGGCAACUCACAUGAGCAUGAAGCCUUACAAGUGCCCAUUCUGUGAUGAAAGCUUUCGAACAACUGUUCACUGCAAAAAACAUAUGAAAAAACAUCAGGCAGUCUCCUCAGCUGUAGCAGCAGCUACAGAUACAGGAGGGGGAGUUGUGUGUGUUGAAGAUGAUGAUGAGAGCUCUGAAAGGACUUCCAGAAAAUCUCGUCCUGGUGUCAUAACUUUUACAGAAGAAGAGACAGCAGAACUGGCAAAGAUUAGGCCUCAAGAAAGUGCCACUGUUUCAGAAAAAGUUCUUGUCCAGUCAGCUGCAGAGAAAGACAGAAUUAGUGAGAUCAAAGAUAAGCAAGCAGAACUGGAAGCAGAGCCCAAAUAUGCCAACUGUUGCAGUUAUUGUCCCAAAAGCUUUAAAAAACCCAGUGAUUUAGUCAGGCAUGUUCGUAUCCAUACUGGAGAGAAGCCGUACAAGUGCGAUGAAUGUGGAAAGAGUUUCACUGUAAAAUCCACUCUGGAUUGCCAUGUUAAAACACACACAGGCCAGAAGCUCUUCUGUUGUCACGUGUGCAGUAAUUCUUUUUCUACAAAGGGCAGUUUAAAAGUCCACAUGCGUCUGCAUACGGGAGCAAAGCCCUUCAAAUGCCCCCACUGUGAUUUGCGGUUUCGUACUUCAGGGCGCAGAAAAACCCACAUACAGUGUCAUUAUAAGCCAGAUGCAAAGAAAGUUAGGAAACCUGCUGCCCGGACUUCAACUGAGGGAUUACAACCAGUCAGUCUUCUUAAUUCAUCCUCAACAGACCCUAAUGUUUUCAUCAUGAAUAACUCUGUUUUGACGAGUCAGUUUGAUCAAAAUUUGCUUCAACAAGGACUUGUGGGCCAGGCUAUCCUGCCUGCUUCAGUGUCAGCUGGAGGUGACUUAACUGUGUCCUUGACAGAUGGUAGCUUGGCCACACUUGAAGGAAUACAGUUACAACUUGCUGCUAAUCUGGUUGGACAAAAUGUUCAGAUUUCUGGAAUAGAUGCCACUGGUAUUAACAACAUAACAUUACAGAUCGAUCCAAGUAUCCUACAGCAGACAUUACAGCAGACAUUACAGCAGAGUAGUUUACUUACUCAGCAGCUGACUGGAGAUCCCACCAUGGCUCCACAGAAUCCCUCCCUCCAGGCAACAGAAAAUGCAGUGCCAGCUAAUGUGGUUAUUCAGCCUAUAUCAGGCUUGUCUUUGCAGCCCACAGUAACAUCAUCUGCUAACAUGACAAUAGGGUCCCUGUCUGAGCAGGAGUCCGUGCUGACUACCAGCGCUAAUGGUGCACAAGACAUUACUCAAGUAAUGACUUCACAGGGUAUUGUGUCAUCUACAAAUGGACAACAUGAGAUAAUGUUGACCAUAAAUAAUUCCAGUUUGAGUCAAGUUCUAGCUCAUGCUUCAGGAUCUACUACUGCAACCUCAUCAGGAAGUCCUCAAGAAAUCACUCUUACAAUAUCUGGCCAAGAUCUUAUUCAGCAUAAUUCUGGAAGCACUGAUCUGAACACUGGCUUAAGGCUGACAGCACCAACCAUCAGUCAGACCACAGGUGCUACACUAACUAUAAGCAAUGACCAGCUUCUUUCUCAGGGCCCUUCACUAAAUGCUCCAGAACUUAAUACAACAGGGGGAGCAAACCUUCCUCCAGCAACACCCAUAUCUCAGUCUGCAGUUUCUGCACAGAAUUUGGUGAUGUCUUCAUCAGGAGUUGGAGGAGAUGGUAGUGUCACUUUGACUCUUGCUGACACUCAGGGAAUGUUGUCAGGUGGUCUUGAUGCAGUUACACUUAAUAUCACUUCGCAGGGUCAGCAGUUCCCUGCUAUACUCACAGAUACCAGUCUUGCUAGCCAAAGUGCAUCAGCAUCACAGCAAGUAAUACUGGUGAGCCAUACACCCCAUUCAGCACCUGCAAACUCUGAUGAAAUAACAUACCAGGUGACAGAAGUUUCCCCUAAUGUGACUAAAAGCAGUCAAGCAGAAAAAGAAACUCGUGGGCACCAGUGUUUUGAGUGUAGCCAAACCUUUUAUUCUGUCACCAUGCUGACGCACCACUGCAAAGAGGUUCAUGGCAAGGAGCGAAUACACGUUUGCCACAUCUGCAAUAAGGCCUUUAAGAGGGCAACACAUCUCAAGGAACACAUGCAAACCCAUCAGGGUGGACCUUCACUGAGUUCCCAGAAGCCCAGAGUGUUUAAGUGUGAUACUUGUGAAAAAGCUUUUGCUAAGCCAAGUCAGCUGGAGAGACACAGUCGCAUCCACACAGGGGAACGGCCGUUUCAGUGUACACUGUGUGAAAAGGCAUUUAACCAGAAGAGUGCUCUUAAAGUCCACAUGAAAAGGCACACAGGAGAGAGACCUUAUAAAUGUGACUACUGUGCAAUGGGAUUUACACAGAAGAGCAAUAUGAAACUGCAUAUGAAACGGGCUCAUGGUUACACUGGUCCUGUACAAGAGCCUGCGAGUCACCAAGAACAAGAAGGGGAAGACAUUAGUCGUGCUCUGAAUUUAGAAGAAGUGGUACAAGAAUCUUCAAAUGAAUGGCAAAGUAUAGGCAAUGUUUUUCGGUAACACCUUGAAAUUUGAAAUUUAAAAAUAUUUCCGGGACUUGAACUUUACAGUUAAAGCUUCAAGCAUUGAAGAUACUAACAAUAGAAUAAUAUAUUAUAGUUUUUUUAACUAUUUACAAAAGAUACCUAAAAGAUUAAUUUUUUUUUUUAAUCUUGUAGAAGAAUAUUGGGAAAACUUCAAUUUAAUCUGUGCUAAGUUGUCUGUGAAUCAGUGAACUCAGGUAAUGAUGUAUACAGUUUCAUCUUUGAAUUCACAGCCAGUAUAUCUAUUUAAAAAUAAACUGGAACUUUAUAUCAGAAUAGAAUGAUUCCCAUUUUUAAUGGAGAUGAAGAAUAACUUCACAGGAAAAUCAUGAAACUGUCAGUCAACUUUUUUUUUAAUGUGUUUAAAAAAAUAAUUGAGAUUGGAAACAAAGUGUUGCAGUUAAUGAUGCAUGCAGUAUAAAACAGUGGAGUUUUGCCCUUUUUUUUCUUACAAGGCACAGGAAAAGGCUGUAUUUCUUUUGAAAGCUUUCUUUUUUAGUGCAUUUUGAGAAUUUGUUAUAAAAAAAUAAAAUACUGCAAGCUUUUCUUGAGUUAAACUCUUGAGAGGGAGCAUGUUCAUUUUCAUUCCAACCACAGAGGCAGAUAGAUGUUAGUUUUUACAGUAAAAGUCUUGAGGUUUUGGACUUGGCAAUAAUAAUUAAAGAUCCAAAUGAGAGAAGGUUCCAGUAAAAGCCUCUGUUGUUGUUUGCUGUACUGGGUCAGCAGGUACUGUGUAUCAGUAUCUGUGGAAAACAGCCAUAUACUAAAUCUGUGAGGUAAACAAGUACCACUUUGUGGUAGCUGUGAGAAAGUUAGAUGCACACUAAGUCACCUAUACUACACAAUGUUCCCCAGUGCUGUAAACAGUUAUUACUUUGAAUUUGUAAAUUCCUUAUUAUUUUCUUUGUGGAUUUUAGAAAUAUGUUACAUUUAUUUGUUGUUUAAGUCAUUGUUUCAGCAAAACUACCUAGCUGACUGAGUAUUGCUUUCAAAGGUGCCACUUGUUAAGUAUAUUCAUAGCAAAGAAACACUGGAGUAAAAGCAUAGUUGUCUUGUAGACAUUCCAAAGACAGAAGCUGUUUUCUUAUGUUUGCCUUGUUCUUUUGAAUUUUAUUUAUAUGUUACAUAUAUAUAGAUAUAUAUAUAUGUGUGCUUAUAUAUGUAUAUAUAUAUAUAUAUUUAAAGUUUACGAGCCUCUGUGUGGCCAAUCAGUAUAUUUUGUAAAUACUAAUCCCAGUUGCAAGGAGUUCAUCUGUUUGGUUGCCACAAGUACUUCUAGAUCAGUGGUGGAUAUGUUGUACUAUAAUACAGACUUGGACUUUAAUUUUCUUUCUAAAAGAUAAUUGUUCUCAGAUCCAAAAAGCCCUUUUCUGUAAAUAUUGUCUAUAUUCUGUCUGUGAACAAAUUAGUUAUUUCAGAUUGCUGAAGCAAGAAAUACUGUUGGUUUUGAUCGGGCAUCUCUUAAUUCUUUUGUUAACUGUUCAGCAUAUGUAUAUAAGUAAUAUAGUUGGUGACAUGGAAAUAACACUUUUGUUAUGUGGAAUAUUUAAUUGAAAAACAUGCUAAAUAAUAUUACUUUUUUCCAAAUUCUGUUUCGUGUAUUUUUUAAGCAUACGAUUCUGCAUUCUAGGAGAUUGGAAAAACUGUUUACAGAAAUGCAUGUUUGACUAUUAGAUGUGAAGAAUAAAGUUCUCCCAGCAGUGCCUUCCCUUCCAGGCAGCCUGUGAAUGUUUCAGCUGUUAAAGAAAGACAUUAUAUUUUGCACCUGUCUGACCUCUUGGAUAGCACACUGUUUAUCUGUAAUAAUACAGAAAAUGUGCUGUGAUGCGUGUACCAUGUAUGAAAUUUUCUCCCUGUUAUUUCAGGGAAUACUGUAUAAAUGCACAGAGGACUUGGAACUAGGUGCUCUUGCACCCCAGACCACUUAAUGAUUCUGUGAUACUUGGUACACACAGCCUAAAAGCUGAUCUCAUUAGUAAAAAGAUGGUAUUUUUAAAGGGUCACUUCUCAAAGUGUUAUACUUUGGUUAGAGGCAAUGAAUCUGUUCAGCAAGCCUUGGAAGUGUUAAAUAAACAGUGUGAGUUAUGGAGUCAGCUGGCAUUUUUCCUGAGUUCAGUUUGCUACUCCUACAGCACUUGGAAUCCUGUCAGCUACAGUAAUAGACUUCUAAAAAAUUUCUUAUUAAUGUUGUAUUUGAUUUGCUUCCCUGCAUCCUCUUCACCCGUGAAUUUCAAGUGUCUUGACAGAGGUUCUUAUAACCUUCGUAAGAUUGAGUUGGAGCUUUUCAGAGCAGUGCAUGUGUUGAUGUUCAGAACAAAUACAGACACGGUAACCAGUAUGUUGAUAUUUUCAAAAGCGGUGUUAAAGCAGAUGCAUUAUGUAAGGAAGCAGAAGAACUCUUGUUCUGAGGACUGCUUGAUGUGUCACAUUGUAUAGUGGGUAAGUGGACACUGUUCUUUCUGGCUUGUCUCUGCUCACAGUUUCUUUUGGUUUGUGUCCAUUCGUUGAGAACAUUAAAUUACACACUCCUGGUAUCGGCUGUGCAUUCUUGUUUCAAGAAAAAUCCUUUGCUUAAAAAUCAAAUGGCCAUUUAAACUGCUGGUUUUCCUCAAAACUACUAGUGUGUAACUAAAAGAACAAAUUUCAGGCUAAGUUUAUCUCUUUUUGUAUUGGGAAAACAAUGUUUUCAAGUACUGUACCUAUUCCUCUAGAGGAAGUAAAUCAAAAAAAGUCACUUUGACCCUCUGGCAAAGAUUACUGAGGGGAAAGGAGAGUGAUGAAGGCAAGGAAGAGGUUUUGGUUAAAUUCUGUUAAUCUAUAAUGCAGUAUUUUGAAAGAUGUAUUUCUCUAGGUUUUUUACUUUAAAUAAUCUUUCACAUUUUUGAGGGCUGUUUGUACCACAAUUGUUCAUGAAGGGGGCUGGUUUUUAUUUCCUGCUCAUAGACAUUUUAUGCCGUGUAAUAUACCUCUGGUCUGUAGCUGUCACUCCACAGACACUGGGAUUCCAUAAUUCUUGUGUCCUAUUGUCAACCUUCUGGGCCAUGCAAUGGCACUAGAAGCCUGUGUGCAGGGUCCCAGGGUGUCAUUGUGUUAUUUUCUAGUAUCUGAACAUUACUCAUAAACUCUAGAGGAUGGUAGGAGGGGAACAAAUCAGACUUAAAUAUAUAUGUAUAUAUAACUAUAUAUAUAUAUAUAUCCUUUUCCUUUGUAAAAAACAAAACUGGCCCAAGUUUCAUUUCAAGUGAUUACUUUAUUUCAAUAGUGACUAUUUUUAAAAGCUGUGUUCCUGUAAGAACAAUACGUGUUCCAAUUAAAUCAACUAUUACGUUGCAGAGUAUACAUCUGAAUGAAGCUACAAUAGAAAAAUGCACAUAGCAACCAACAAAGAUAAUAGAUGUAAUAGUGUGUGUAUACGUAAUAAUUUUGGCAUUUUGUUUUCUUUAGUCUCUAUGUAUUUUCUAUCAUCUCAUCUUCUCUUGUUUCAUAUUAAUGGACACUGAUUUAAACCUACAAUAGAUUUAGAUGUGAAAUGUAAAUAACAUAUAUUUAUAGGUAACUUUUACUGGGCACUUAUUAGGAAUGCUGUUUCAACCUAGGAAGCACUAACUGUAAUCUACAGUGCAUAGGCUAAAACUAAAAAAAAAAAAAAAAAUUAAUCAGACACUUAUAUGACAGUUUGAAGAAAUUGUAAGUUUAAGCAAUAAAACAGUGCAAUUCAGAAGAGCCUUUUAUUUCCCUAAGUGUGGUUGAAAAUACCAUCUCCACACAUUCAUUUUAGUAAUUUGUGAACAAUUCAUAUCUAAAUCUAACUGAACUAUAACUUAUUUCUACGAGGCAACUACAAUACAACAGUUAAAUGUUCACAGUAGUUUACUAUGAGUUUACUUUGGUGCACUGCCCUUAGUAGGCAUUCAGGUCUUACUCAGGCACAAGAUGAGCCAAUCAAAUACAACACUGCUGCAAUACCAAGAGAAAGAUUUGAAAUUCUAAUGUGAGAUGUGCAGGACUAUCUGAGAUACCAGUACUGAUGGGCUUUCUUUCAGAAAUUAGACUUUUUUUGUUUAUGUGCUUAUUUUCUUAUUUUACUGCAAAGUUAAUGCUAUUGCAGCAGAGUUUAUGUGAAGCACCAGUGACGUCCAGUGGUCAUGGGUGCAGUCUUAGAUGUUUCUCUGGGAAUAUCCCUUAUUUUGUAACUUUAGUCUAACUCAAAUUUGAAAUCCUCUUUCUCUCCCUCAUCUACUCUUUAUUCUAAUGGUUUGGAUGCAAUGAGCAAAUCAUAGUAUGGAAAGAAUUUCCUUAUUGCUAUUGCUCCACAUCAUAUUGAUUCUUCAACAUCUGCCCCCUCCCACACUUCACAUGCCUUGAACUCCCAAUGUUUGAUAAACCUUUCCAUGACUGCCUAAUCCUGUUAUGAAAAUAAAUUAUUCUGUGAGUGAGAGAAGGAAGAUUAAAACAAAACAAAAGGAAAAAAAAAAA